Messenger RNA from Paraglomus occultum, 1858 nucleotides. NCBI's taxonomy places the organism in Eukaryota, Fungi, Glomeromycota, Glomeromycetes, Paraglomerales, Paraglomeraceae. The record is from the annotation of a GenBank genome assembly.
AUGCAUAACACCUGAUACAUAUACACUUGUUCCAGUCUAUUUGGAUCCAUCUUCUCCAACUCGUGCGUUGGUAAUAAACAGAGAUACCGGCAACUUUGUAUUGAAUCAAAAUGGAACAGACUCUGUCCCCUUUCUUACGACCUUCACUAUAUAUGGAAUCUUUGGUGUAAUCAGACUUUUAGCUGGUGAAUAUCUCAUUGCAAUUACCGAAAGAGAACGAGUCGGUAGGUUAGGUGGACAUGACAUUUUCCAAGCAAAACAGUACUCGUUGACUCCGAUCGCGAAAGAUUUUCGACAUUUAACGGAAUCAGAGGCUAAAGACGAAGAUCAUUAUUUGAAUAUCAUCGAGAAACAAUUGAAAGCUGGACUAUACUAUUUCUCAUACACGUAUGACUUGACUAAUACAUUGCAACGACAAUCACAAUUGAAUAGUCAACCAGGGGCAGCAUUAUGGCGUAAAGCGGAUGAUCGCUUUUUUUGGAAUCGAUACUUGCAAUCUAAACUUAUCGAUAUCACCCUGAAUAAUCCUGAUCAAGAUCUAAGCGACUUUAUAUUACCAGUCGUAUUCGGCUUUGUUUCCAUUCACCAAACGAGUAUAAAAUCUCGCGCAACGAACUUUGCCCUUAUUUCUCGUCGUAGCAGAUUCCGUAAUGGAACUCGGUUCUUUUCUCGAGGUGUGGAUCGCGAUGGUAAUGUCUCGAACUAUGUCGAAACCGAGCAAAUUGUUGAAGUGGAUCCUUUGGAAGAUAAAUACGAGUUCGAGGGGAAGGUGAAACUAUCUUAUGUUCAGACGAGAGGAUCCAUACCUAUAUAUUGGGCACAGGUUAAUAACAUCAAAUAUACGCCAAAGUUGGUAAUUAUGGAGUUGCCGGACACGUUACAAGCGGCUCGUCGUCAUUUCGAUGAACAAACUAAAUAUUAUGAUAAAACCAUAAUCGUCAGCCUGGUUAACAAGAGGGGCUAUGAAUCUCCAAUUUGCGAAGCUUUUAAGAACACCGUUUCUCGAUUGGGUGACUCUCGGCUGUCAUAUUACCACUUUGACUUCCAUCACGAAUGUCGUAAUAUGAAAUGGGACAGAAUUCAAAUUUUAAUUGACCAAAUAGAAAACGAGCUUUUGCAACAGGGAUAUUUCCAUGCGGAAGGUUCUCAAAUAUGCAAAACACAGACAUCAGUUGUUCGUACAAACUGUAUGGAUUGCUUGGACCGUACGAAUGUGGUACAAUCUACAAUUGCAAAGUGGGUAUUAACUCAACAGUUGAGAGCUAUCGGGGUUUUAAGCAACAAAGAACGCAUUGACGAAGUAUUAGAGUUUAUGCACUUGUUCAGAAAUACUUGGGCUGAUAAUGCCGACAUUGUAAGCCUUGCUUAUUCUGGUACGGGAGCAUUGAAAACUGACUUGACUCGUACUGGAAAGCGGACGAAGGAAGGUAUGUUGCAGGAUCUCCAAAAUGCUGUUACUAGAUAUAUAACUAACAAUUUCCUGGAUGGCUCGCGUCAGGAUGCAUAUGAUUUAUUGACAGGCAAUUAUGAAGUGAAGUUUAGAGCAAUGUCGCCAUUUGUUGAUCAGAGAGCAGUUCAUAUUAGACUGGCGCCACAAGUUCUGUCGGUGUCGACUAUCAUGCUUCUUUUAAUGUUUUUAAUACCUCAUUCACCAGAGUACGCAAUCUCCAUUAGGCUUGUGACAUUCGCGUGUCUGGCCGUCAUCGUGUUUCUUGUACGUUUCAUCAUUAGCAAUGGAAGUGAGUACGUAAGUUGGCCAUCGCUGGUGGCGCGUGAAUACAGAUACUUUAGAACCCCGACCACAAAGAACUGGGGGAUGUCGCAGACCGAAUUGUCCAAUGGAGAAAAAUUUGAUUGA